Dibothriocephalus latus is the source of this 372-nucleotide messenger RNA. NCBI's taxonomy places the organism in Eukaryota, Metazoa, Platyhelminthes, Cestoda, Diphyllobothriidea, Diphyllobothriidae. The record is from the annotation of a GenBank genome assembly.
AUGCCUACUCAGACAAUGAAUCCUACUGAAAGGGGGUUAGCCGAGGUAAACGAUGCUUCGCGGACACUCCGAGAGGCGAGAGAAACUCUGCGCCUGUUUGAUCUGCUUCAACAGAAUUCGAAAUCGUCUUCUUCUGUUGAGAUUGAUGCAACACAGAUGUGGGAGUUUCAGGUCGUUGCUGAGCGUCUGAAGGUCCUACAGGAGAAAGUUCACGCGCUUAUUAAUGCAGUAGUGGAUGGAAUUUCGACCGACAUCACUGAAGACGAUGAGAUAGCUCUGGCUUAUUUUACGAGCCUGAACGAUGAGCUUCUGCGUUGUGUCGAAAUAUGCCGGCAGACGGCACGGAAAUAUGAGGUUAGUAUCCUCACUUAA